This is a messenger RNA of Drosophila mauritiana, 1783 nucleotides long. RefSeq lists its product as uncharacterized. Gene Ontology annotation, molecular function: N-acetyltransferase activity. Bases 93 to 833 code for a protein of 246 amino acids. The record is from RefSeq and is a predicted model, not a curated record. Lineage: Eukaryota; Metazoa; Arthropoda; Insecta; Diptera; Drosophilidae. The transcript has 3 exons.
UGUACUAGAUCAUAUUAGCAGUCCGAAUAAAUUAAACCUUAAUCGGGCUAAAAAGUUAAGCGAAUAUAGAUUUAUAGAAAUUAAUUAAGGCGAUGAAGGACUGCAUCGAAAUUUUCGAUGGGGAGUUUGAGGUCCUGCGUGUGACUCCACCGCUUUAUGAUGAAGUUGAAGAGUUGCUUGUGAACAUUUCGAUCAAUUAUGAGUUCGGCUGUGUGAUCGCUAAACUGAAAGACUCCCCGUUGGCCAUUGCCGAGCUACGUAAUCUUAUAAGACACAUCAUAUCCCGAGGAAUAUCAUUCGCUAUACGACACGUGGAAAGUGGCAGAAUUGUGGCUGCAAUCGCUAAUAUAAUAUUUAAUACAAAGAGAAAAACUUUAUACUACGACAUUUGCGACCAGAUCAGGAGUCCAAACAUGAUUAAGUAUAUGGAACUUUGGGAUGCUAUCGAUGCGAGCUUUGAUGUCAACGAGCACUGCCAGGUGGACAGCACGGGAGAUGUGGAAUACAUGGCCACUGUGCCGGAGUUCAGACGACGUGGCCUGGGCCACAUCCUAUGCCAGCACUCCAUCCAGUUCGCUAGUCUCUUGGCCCAGCGGAAGCUGCCGCUCGAGACACUCGCCCAGCUGCCUGAGGAGAUGCGGAUUGAAAGACCGCAGGCCGUUGUCGCCAUAACUACAUCCCAAUCCUCGCAAAUAAUGGGCAGACAAUUGGGAAUGAAAACUGUGCACAAGUGGCACUUUUCCGAGCUGAUGUCCUUGUGCGGAGCAAUGGCGGAGUCCAAUGGCGCAGCACAGGCCUGUGAAUAUGCAGAACUGCAAGUAGUAAAGAUUUGAUGGAAACCUAAUGCGCAAUCUGACUAGGUUCAUAGAUUACUUGGUAAAAAAAGAUAACGACGCAAGAGUUCUUUAAAAACGUAAUUUAAUUUUUAUAAAUACAAAAAAAGUUUAAACCUCAUUCUUAUAUUAUUGGAAAUUGAACUAAAGAAAUGUACUUUCGCAGGAGUUCUUUAAAAACGGCAUUUAAUUUUUAAAAAAUACAAAAAAAGUUUAAACCUCAUUCUUAUAUUAUUGGAAAUUAAACUAAAAUCCAGCGAAACACUUUUUAACAGUAUAAUUUCAUUUGUUAAGCUUAAUUAGGUGAGUCGCUAUCAUCUUAGGUAUAUUUUACACUGUAUCAGCAUUUUGGAUGAUGAGUUCUACCUUCUACGGAUUACACCAGGUUUAUACAAUAAACCUGAAGAAGUGUGCAUACGAAUUCUAAAAUUACCUGUAAUUCUGAAUUAUUUAUCCAGGAAUGCGGAAUUUUUAUGAUUUAUCGCCAAUCUGAAGAAUUCGCCAGAGACGAUCAAACUACUCCGGACUUUAAUAAUACAUACAGCUGCCCUGGCCUUUAUUAUAAUUACUUGAUUAUUUAGAGAAGCAGAACUUCAAAAGGGAUUUUUUCUUCUUUCGUGUUAUGUUCCAGUUUAAAAGUCUCUAAAUGGGUAGAUUAUAGAGAUGAAGUACGUGGUUAUCAUCGGAAAUUCCUAGUUCUAGUCCUUUUAGUACUUUGACCAGACAUAUCAUUCAUAUCGAAAGCUAAAAAGAGUAAACUUAAUCCUGAGAUGUUCGCCCAACUUUCCAACAAGCUUAUAGAUCCGGUGUUAUACAUAUACGAUGGGCACAUCCCCAUCAUAUGUGAGAUGUGUUCGUUCUUCAAAUGGCUCAUAGGCGGAAAAAAUUGGAGUUGACAGCCUGGGUAGGUGAUAAAUUAAUUUAAAUUCAUAUAAACCAGUAUUAUUAAA